Seriola aureovittata is the source of this 7120-nucleotide messenger RNA. It is a transcript of the gene diras1b, whose product is annotated as DIRAS family, GTP-binding RAS-like 1b. NCBI's taxonomy places the organism in Eukaryota, Metazoa, Chordata, Actinopteri, Carangiformes, Carangidae. The transcript is spliced from 3 exons. The coding region runs from base 265 to 861 and encodes 198 amino acids. Gene Ontology annotation, molecular function: GTPase activity; GDP binding; GTP binding. The record is from RefSeq and is a predicted model, not a curated record. Gene Ontology annotation, cellular component: plasma membrane. Gene Ontology annotation, biological process: signal transduction.
UAGCACCUCCCACGUCCUAUCUGUGAGAAAGAGAGAGGAGAUAGAGAGAGAGAGAGAAAGAGAGAGCGAGAGAGAGAGCGAGAGAGAGAGAGUCUGCUGUGGUGGUGUUAGAAAUCGGACGACAUGAGCUCUACAUGAACCGCGUAAAAUGCUUUAGGACGCUUUCGGCGUUUGUCUUUCAUCCGUCUAAACCAAGGACGAGCCUGAAGCGGAGCUAUUCUUCACGACCAGGUGUAACACUGUCUUAAGCCUGAGGGGGGCAGAAUGCCGGAGCAAAGCAACGACUAUCGCGUGGUGGUGUUCGGGGCAGGGGGAGUGGGGAAGAGCUCCCUGGUCCUGCGCUUCGUGAAGGGCACCUUCAGGGACACCUACAUCCCCACAGUAGAGGACACCUACCGCCAGGUGAUCAGCUGCGACAAGAGCGUGUGCACGCUCCAGAUCACCGACACCACAGGGAGCCACCAGUUCCCGGCCAUGCAGCGCCUGUCCAUCUCCAAAGGCCACGCCUUCAUCCUGGUCUACUCCAUCACCAGCAAACAGUCGCUGGAGGAGCUCAAACCCAUUUACCAACAGGUCCUGGCCAUAAAGGGCAACGUUGAGGCCAUCCCCAUCAUGCUCGUGGGCAACAAGAGCGACGAGACCCAGCGGGAGGUGGAGACCAAGGACGGGGAGGCUCAGGCCAACCAGUGGAAGUGCGCCUUCAUGGAGACGUCAGCCAAGACCAACCACAACGUAACCGAGCUCUUCCAGGAGCUCCUCAACCUGGACAAGAAGAGGAACAUGAGCCUCAACAUCGACGGCAAGCGCUCGGGGAAGCAGUCCCGUGCCGAGAGACUGAAGGGCAAAUGCAGCGUGAUGUAAAUCCAGGAGAGGAGGAGAGGGGAGGUGGAGGCGAGAGAGGGGAGGUGGGGGGGGGCAGAGAAGGGAGGCGAGAGAAAAAAGAGACUCACUAAAUGUGUCACUCGGAGCAAAACGUCUGGAAGGCAACGGGAAUCUCAUCAUCCACAUCCUCCUCCGUUUGACUGCUGCAUUCACAAACACAACUUACAUACAAGAGACAUACCAGAUUUCAGCUUGGAGCAUUACAUCCAUGUGCAAUCUGCUUAAAGGAGAGAUGGGGGGGGGGGGCGCCACAGAAAUAUCAAGAAGCAAAUUAAAAACAAGAAGCGUGUCUCACCUGUGGACGUCAGCCGCUAUUGGAAACAGUGUGUGUUGUGGACUUCUGCGUUGUCCAAGUGCCACCAAACCUGACCGAGGAUCUCAUCAAGACCUUGGACUGCAGUGAAGACCACGGCUGCAGGAUCCUCGACCAAGACCGAAGGUUUCUGAUCCACACGAAGCAUUAAGUGUCCUCUCUCACACUCUACACCUCACUGCUCCCUCCCUGCAAAACACCCCCCCCCCCCAGACAUCCCAGCACCCUCAUCCUUUGCAUACCCCCUAUUAUAACAACUAUAGAGAAACAUAAUGUAUAUGUAACAGAGUCGACAAAGUUAUUUAAGCUCACUCAUCUGGUAAAAACACAAUUUUAAGAAACUGAAUGUGUCCGUCAUUUUAGUUAGGACAGGACUGGAUGGUUUUGAGACUGCUAGCAUGAAGGACAGCAGCAGAACACACGACCCGGCCACAUCCCGGAGCCACACCUGAGGACUCUGAUGUAUAUAAACAUGGGAUAUUUAAACAUAUCCCAUAUGUAGUCCACACAUGCCCUGCCCCAACUAUUAUAUCAGUCACAGGAAGUUUGAUGUGAAGUUUGAAGCAUUGACGCUUAGAUUUGUGGCUAGAGAAAAAAAUUCACCCACCUUCUCAUCCCAAUCAUCUCUCCUGAAAGAUUAAAAGAAAUUUACCUUCAUCAAGCUGCCAUUAUAUCGAAAACUCAUGUGCAACCCGUCUAAAUGUCCUCAUCUGAAGUGGAGAAGCAUCCAGCGGCAGGGCAUGCACACGCGCUUACUGAUCGACGCAACAAUCCUUUUAAGACUCUCAUCUAGUGUCGAUUAACAGUGGAUGAAAGGACGCUGGGCUCUCAUCGAAAUAUGAAACAAAAAUACAAGUCUGCCUUGAGGACGAUACACUUUGGAUAAUCAUUGCCAAGCCGGUAAGACGGAGGUGAGCUGGGAUGAUUUUUGGUUCUGAGGUCAAGAAUGUCAGUUUGCUUUGGCACUUUUCAUGCAAAGGUUUCUCUUCUUUUGCCUUUUUUUGUUUGUUUGUUUUGUUUCUUGCUUUAUGAUGCUCUUUAAAUUCAUGUAAGGUCAAAAGCCCAACAAAAAGCACACAGAGAAAGAAAUAAUAAAGAAAAAAAUAAUAAUAAUGAUAAUAAUAAUAGGGAUGGAUGUAAAAUUGCUCCAUGCAGAAUAUUCAGUGUGACCUGAAUCGGGUUGAAUUCUGUUUCCUCUUUGGUCGGUUUGGUCACAUUACCGCUCAUACGCUCAUCCAGGCAUCAGGAAACAGAAUGAGUCACACAGACACACACACACACAUACAUAUAUACACACAGCAUGCGCACAAAUGCAUUCAUGCAAGUGUCAAAAAAAAGAAACACACACACAUGCGCAUAGCUGUGGUUGUCAAUUUGAGUAACACUCUUGAUGGAUUACAUGAAGACAAGCAGGGCUCACUCAGCCUAAAUGCCCUCACAUUGCACUUUAUAUCAUAAACACACACACGCACACACUACUUUGAUUUGCCAUGUUUUUGCCUACAUCGUCUGCUUAACACAGAAUAUCCUGGAGCCACAGCUCCAUGUCCAAAGUGCAUAUAUAUAAACACCCUUUUCUCACGCAGGAGCUCUGAUAAUUGUACACAGUGUACACAGGGCAGCCAAAAGCACAAUACUUUUUUACCAACAUAUCUAUUUGUACAUUUUUUUUUUUUUGUGUGUGUUUCUUUUUUGUAUAUUCUUGUGUUUUCAGUUUUUUGUCUUCUGUGCGAUUCCAUCUUUAACAUUUUACCCACCAGUCCUGAACGUGGAGGAACAAUCGCAUCAUGAUCAUAGGUAUAGCUCUCAGUCUCGAUGUAGGUCGUCAAAAUGUUUUAUUUGUCUGGCACAUGGCACAAUGAGGUUACUGUUCUGCUGAACAACAGGGUAUCGUGAUGUGACCCCGUUUAGCUGUGGUUCGUGAAGUGUGCGUAUACGUGACAUAAACACCCCCAGCAAGGUCGUAGGACGCCGAGGAGGGUCUGAUUAUUUGUCUACUUUUCUCCAUCUCUCAGGCGGUUUUAACAACAACAAUUUGGCGGAUAAUCUGCUCCUGUACUGUUUAACCCAGAGACACAGACGACGCCCCCUUUUGACUGUGUGUCCAUCUCUCUGGAGAAAAAAAAAACAAAAAAAAAACAGAGUGAGAGAAGAAAAGAAUAGAAAAGAAAAAGCACAGCAACUGUUCUCGUCUGUCUCCUUCUAUGUCUUUAUGUGUGCAGCAGAAUCAACGACUGGGCACUUUAGGGUGACAUUUUACUUGAAGACUUGCUUAUUAAUCAGCAACGCCUCAUUUAUAAGCUCCAUGUCAAAUGCCCUUACUGCAUUAUUCAUGCCCACAGACCCACAUGAAACAAUUUCAAAUGUGUAGUUAUUGUAAAUAAAGCAUAUGGUAGUUCAAUGAGAUGUUUAAAAGAGCUUCAAGUAAGAUGUUACCCAUGUAAAGAUAAACUGUACCCGCUGUCUUUCUGGGAAUAAGUCCUUUGUAACCAGGAAAUAUUGUUACAGUAAGAGGUUUGAUGUUGCUAUGUACUGUAAUAUACAGCUUAAUAAUGAUGCUCAUGAUAUAUUGUAUUUGACACAUCCACUCUUUAGAUCUAAUCAAUCGGAUAAUACUAGCAAAAUGUGAAUAUGUAACUAAAGGUUCCACUCCAUGGCUGUUAACGUUUUUAUUUUUCAACGUUGAAUGAAUCUGUUGUUAUUGAUGUGUUGUAUUUUGCACUAAUGUGAGGUCCUGUUAAACUCAAAGAUUUGCAUUGUAAACAUACCCUUUACCUGUUAGACACCAGGGAUGCUCAUUCAUACUCUUUUAUCUUUGUUCGCCACUUUCCGUUUCAGAAACAAGACGUGUGAAACAGAUCUGGGUUAAGUUGUGUUUGUAAUCGUUUGUUUUUGCCUGUUAAGAUGCCAGAUGGAUGGAGUGCAGCCUGCCUGAUGUGGCCAUAUGAAGCACUAAAACUAAAAACUAAAAACUAAAAGAAGCUGGAAAUAAUCUGUAACAAUUAUCCAGCCGCCCACCCCCCCCCCCCCACCCCCCACACACACCCCCCACCCCCAGUUUCCGAUCUGAUGUGUAGCUACCGGCAGCAGUGUUGCACACGCUGCAUAAAUAUCAGCUUGACACGUCUGACUGCUUCACGCAAAUGCCAGAUUGCGAGAGCAUGUUUGUGCAAUCUGCUGUUCUGCUGACGUCUACAGGAGACGGCCGUUGCUCAUGUUCCUGUGUGGAAUAUGAUACAGCAGGGAGGGGAGGGAGGGGAGGGGAGGGGGGGGGCAAUGAGGCAGCGUUGGAGAGGAGUAUGGACAACAAGCUGGAGUGAGGGAAGGGACCUGUGCUAUUAAUAGAAAUCAUGUGUGAAAAUAGGGAGAGCAAACCGCACUAACCGUGGCCUGUGUGGGGCUGAAAUGUGCUUUGCAUGUUGGGGUGUGGGGGAGACAGUGAGAGAAGAAGAUGGCGUGCAUGGAGAGUGCGUGAGCGUCCGUUGAGUUUCUGGGCUGUGUGAGUUAAACACUGGCAUGAAUCAGGACAGACACCUCUGCCCCCGUCCUCCCAUGGCUUGUCUCAUCUCAUUUAUCAGUGAAGCAUAUUCACUGCUGCUGUGUGUGUGUGUGUGUGUGUGUGUGUGUGUGUGUGUGUGUGUGUGUGUGGUGUGUGUGUGUGUGUGUGUGUGUGUGUGUGUGUGAGAGAGUGACUGUGAGUGCAUCCAUGUAUGUGCACAAUCAGCCACCUAUUUGCAUUUCUUCACUCUGGCGUGCAUGAGUGUGUACGUGUGCAUGUUUGUGUGCCGUUGCUGCACCAUAUCUUUUGAAGUGUCUCUCAGAUAUUUGAAGCUUUCCUGUGGAGAAUGCCUACACAUUCUGCAUGAGUCAUCCCGCACUGCUCAAUACACACACGCACACACACACACACACACACACACACACAUAUAAGCAUAUAAAACAUGUAUGGAGGCAAAAUAGACAGACUGUAUGCCUUCAGUUUCGCACACACACGCAAACACACACAAACACACACACACACACACACACACACACACACACACAUUGUAUUCACACAGGCCUCGUUGCUGGCUGUUUUUCUGUGCUGUUGUACAGGCGCUGCUGUCAGCACUGCCUCGCCAUAACUCAGCUCUCCUGACUUUCUUUCACAUUCAUCCCUCUCGUUUUUUUUUUUUUUAUAUAUAUAUCUUUGUGAGUCGGUUGCACUUGAACAGACUGGGGCCGACACUGCUCACGUUCAACUGUAGAUAGUUGUAAAUAGUGUUCAAAGGACUUAAUAUUUCAGAGAUGAAAGAGGAGAGUGUGCAGAGGAAAGGAAGCUGUGGUGGGAAGGUGCCUGCAUUUCUUUCUUAUAGUCAAAGCGUCCGUUUAGCAGCGACACAACUCUUACUUUAUUUCAGAAGAGAGCCACUUAAUGGCUUUAUGUCGACUUCACCAGCCGCCAUGAAGUCAUUAAAACUUUGGGAUGUUUCCAAAGUAUGCUUUAAUUUUCUCUGCCAGGAAAACAACUGAUUGACUUUAAAACAGGAAAUGUAUGGAGACCCAAAGUGCCCAAUAUUAUAUGAAUAAAUAAGAUGUUGUAAAAUGAUUCAUCAUGUAACUAAAUACAGACAAAUAUAUAUAAUAUAAAAAUGAAAUUCUGAAAUAAUCUAAUAAAUGUCUAAAAAUCAUCCUCCUUCCUUUCAUAAUAACAGAGUUUAUUUAUUGUAGGUUUUAUUUAAUUCCAGCAGGAGUUUUUUUCUUAAAAUGUUGGUUCCAAAUGUUUUUGUUUUUUUAUGCCACUUUUCAUCACAAAGUCUAAGUCCAUCAAUCAAAGCAAACUGGGCAGAGCCAGCUAUGUGACUGUGACUGCUUAAUCAGACCAAGGCAGCACCGGCCAGUUGCACAACAGGAUCGUCCCGGGUUGUUUUGAUCAAAAGCUGCAUCAAUGGAAUUUUGAAAUAAAUAUAUGACUUUGGGAAAAGGACAGUUGAAAAUCAAAAUUGCUGGAGUGAAAUAAAAGAGGUCUGUUAUUGAGAAAAGAAGCAGGAUAAAAUGGCAUUUAAUGAUACCGAAGUUGGAUUAGUACCAGGCAAAGUUUACCUCAGUUGUUUGCCAUCAGUGAGGUAACAGGGUACUCUGAAGAGUCUCAUACAGCAGAGGAAGUUUGGUUCACAUGUGUUCUUCCAUAGCAGGACAGGAAACAUGAUCAUGCCACGCUGAAAUGAGGGGCAGUCAGUAGAACCUGAAUACACAAUUAAAAGCUGUGGGUUUCUAGUCCGUCACUCUCAUUCCCACCAACACGAGGGCAGGUUACAGUCCUGUCGGAGAAUCUGAAGGAAAUCAGUUCUGGAGGGUGGAAAUAGGAAAAAUGCUCCCACUGACCCCAUUAACCUCUCCGGCUCACCCCUUUACUUCUCGUCUGAUUGCCUCAGAUCCUUACAAGAUGUUUUUGCAGAUGGGGGGAGGGGGGCGCGUAAAGUGGGGCAUAUAGACUUCGUGGGUAAUGUAGUUUGGUACUAUCCUGUCACUCUGGCGCUUCAUUCCUGCAUGGUCCCUAUUGGUGUUCCAGCCAGCAUGAGAACAAGGACACAAACUGUGAAUCAUCUUUGUAUUUUUUAAAUAAAUUCCUCAGCAGCAUUUACGGCUUCGGUUUUGCAAAUGGUUUAUUUCUUUUUAGCACUUAUUGUUUUUUGUAAAUGAUUCAAUUGAUUUAUUUUUUUCUUCUGUUGGAACUUUUUUUUAUUUAAUAAUUAUGAUGUAUAGAUAUUUAUUCUAGCAAUAGUCUUCCUAUUAAGAUAUACUGUGCUGAUGCAUCCUCUAAAUAACUAAAAAUAACUACAUAUAUAUAUAUACAUAUACAUAUAUAUAUAUAUAUGUAUAUAUAUAUAUUAUAAUAAUAAUCAAAUCUGCAAAAUGAUUUUCCUAAUAAAAAUGUGAACUGAG